This is a messenger RNA of Perkinsus marinus ATCC 50983, 3594 nucleotides long. RefSeq lists its product as hypothetical. NCBI's taxonomy places the organism in Eukaryota, Perkinsozoa, Perkinsida, Perkinsidae. Bases 1 to 3594 code for a protein of 1197 amino acids. The transcript is spliced from 21 exons. The record is from RefSeq and is a predicted model, not a curated record.
AUGCCUACCCCCACGCCUGAUUGUGAAAUGACGACACCCUCUUACACUGACAACAGCGGUGUAGUCAUCAGUAAUGGCUUCAACGGUACAGGGUUUAGGAUUCCCCCUCAUCCCGAUAGACAGGAGGAGCCUCACUACGACAUGCACACCGUCACUCACCUGCCCGACACGUUAGCGGCAGGCCAUAGGCUAUGGGUGUUUUAUAGGAUGCAAAUUUCUAGAUCGGCUUCCUCCCAAUACUGCUGGAUGGCAGUAGCCUCACCAGCUGAUGCUUUUACGUCACCUCUUACAGGGUGGAUUGAAGAUGCUGAGAGGGUCCAGUUGCUAUUACGGUUGGAUAAGCUGAGCCAUGCUUGGGAGCAAGAGAAAGCUGUUGCCCGAUCGACCUCGGAUAAGGCGAGCGAGUCUGUGGCUGAGGGUCACAAGGACUUGAUGGAUCUUCUGCCGGCACCACCCUCCGAAUUCAAGACGGUUGAGGAUGGUGUGGUAUUGCAAAUGGGAGUAGAGUCGAUGACGAAGGACGAGAACCUUGGUGAGGAAGAGUCUAGUAGUCCAUCUGAAGUUGUUGCUGGGGAUAAGGACGUAACGGAGGAGAGCAUGUUGUCGGGUCCCAAGGGGAGCGUUUCGUUCAACCUUUCGGAAUCGGAUGAGGGCCGGGAUGAGGUCACUGAGGGAAGGGGGUCCUGGGUGGCCCCUAAACCCGAGAGGGCCGUUAGCCGAACUUCCGACGUAAGCAUAUGUGCUUCCUCGAUGGACGAGGUCGGGUCAGUAGUGUCCUAUUCUAGUGAGAUGGCUCCUCUUGUUAUCGAACCAGCCGGAGCUCCACGACAAGGCGGCAGUAGAUUUACGGUUGAGGUCUCGGCUGAGGGUGGCAUUCAGUUGGAAGGGAUAGCAUAUUUGAAAAUUGGUGGGAGGCCUUGUGCAGAGGUGGCGGCCCUUGAAAAGACUCAAAGACAGUUCUUAGCGCCGAUGACGAGGGGCCUGCCGGGCCCUGCUGAUGUGUUGGUUGUGAUGGAGGACGCCAGUGAGAGCUUACUACUGAGAGCGGCAUUUGAGUACUAUGACAAGAUGGAGAUAGUAGAUGCUACACCGAGGUCUUUGGCGUAUGGGAGGAAGAAUAAAGUACAAGUUACUGUGUUGAAUUUGGUCGGCAAUUCCCUCGUGGGUGUUGAAGUGCGGCUAGGGGAGAAGAGGGUGGAUAGCGAGAUUGUUACGGUCACUGGUCGAGCCGUGCCUAAGGGGGAUCCUCCCUGUACUGAGAUAGGCCUGGCCAUAGCACCUAUAGAGAGGGGACGGUCACGAGAGUGUCUUAGUGUUAAAGUCCUCGGCAAGGCUGGAAAUGUAGUGGAGGCGAUCGAUUACUUGCGUUUGUAUCGUCCGAUGGUGUUUGAGUCGAGGGUUAAGGGUAGUCGAGUGAAGCUAGAGGAGGAGGAUACAGUUGCGAUGAGGAAGAGCGGCAUCAACAACGCGGUGGUGUUCAGUAAGGAUCCUAUACAAAAGUUACCACCUACUGCGAGUUUACCCAGUGGAGGGCUCUACUACUCUAUUACUAUCAUCAAGACGGCAACAGCUAUGAAGACCUUUGCCCUGGGCCUCACCACUAUCGACCCUUCAAAUGUUACUAACCUACCCUCCUCUCGAGUUCAGGAGGAUGCCAUUGCCACUCUAGCCCCAAAGGUAGAGGGGCCCUGCUCCCUCCUGAUCGGCUAUGAUCCUCUACAGCUGUGGGUGAAUGGUCGGGCUCAUAAGGUGUCUGCUGGAGACUCUAUUGGUUUACUCUUUACCUUUGACAGGGUACUGGUGUACCAGAAUAGAACUCUCAAGUUGGAAUUGCACAUGGACAACGAGGAGGCUGCUAUGUUUCGUCGGUGUAUGGGUAGGGAGUGGUGGGCAGUCGUUGAUGUCCUUGGAAAAGUCAGCGGUGUGAAACUCAACGGUGACGACGCGGUGCCUCCAGAGAUUCCCCCUCAUCCCGAUAGACAGGAGGAGCCUCACUACGACAUGCACACCGUCACUCACCUGCCCGAGGCGUUAGCGGCAGGCCAUAGGCUAUGGGUGUUCUAUAGGAUGCAAAUUUCUAGAUCGGCUUCCUCCCAAUACUGUUGGAUGGCAGUAGCCUCACCCGCUGAUGCUUUUACGUCACCUCCUACAGGGUGGAGUGAUAGAUGGAUGACUGCUACGGUCGUGAGGGAUUGGCGCAAGAGCGAGUACCGGCCUAAUGAGAAGCACACGUGGCCCUUGGUUUGCUAUGAUCAUUCCCUGUGGUAUGAGAGGGGCUCGAUGAGACUGGACACGUCCAGGGUGACGGAGAAUGUCCCUGCGGGAGAUCUCAAGCUGAGCCCACCUAACCCUAGGCCUUCGGUCAGCCUACAUGUGGUCCGCUGGGCCAACCCUGAUGCGGCUAACGAGUGGGACUUCCCGAGCUGGGGCGAGACGGGAUCAACCAUCUCUGACGCGUAUAUCGUAUCGCUGCUAGGGGAACUAUAUAGGCGUAUAGGGCCCGACUACGAAGUCCUGACAACGUAUGUAAAGUGCAGUGCUGAACUUGACAAGAUCAGCGAGAGAGCGAUUGUGUGCCAGCUCACUGGAAGGCAUCGUGCUGGUAUGUACUUCCUAUGGGUAUGUGAGUUUGAAGACUCUUGCAAUCCUAACAUUGGCGGUUUCGUUGCUCGUGAUUCUUUCUUCAACCUUCUGGCCAGAAUGGAGGCUAUAGGCAUCUGUACUCGCUUUCCUCAUACGUCGCAUCUACAUCGCACCAUAGUGGCUAAGGACCUGUACGCCCACCUCUGUCUUCAAGAGGAUCUGCGAUUACCUAAAUGUGUUAAGGUUAGCAGAGGCUCUGUGAUCACAUCAGCUCACGCUGCUGCCCAGUCUGCAUUGGACAAUCUCAAAAUCAUCAUGGACGGCAAACCCUUGGUGCGAGGUGGUGUUUGUAAGCUUGGUUACUCCUGGGAGGCUAUGGAUGUCCGCACGUUUGACGCUGAGGCUUCGUCGUUGGCCAGCCAGAUGCAGGAUGUUCUCCUGCAGCCGACUUGCAAGAACGAUUCUGUUUUGGUGCAAGAGAGGGUUCCGAAUAGCCUUGAGAUGAGAUUUAUCACCGCUAUGGGAGAGGUUCGCCACGUGACGUACUCCACUUUUGCCAGGAUCAGCGAGGAUGGGCUGUAUAGGGACUUCGAGAGGUCUAUGGACCGAACAGAGGCUGCCCAUAGGUGGUUUGAGGGAGAUGUUGAGGCCCUGAAGGAAGCCGAGGGUAUAUGCCACACGUGCAUACGAGCCUGGCAGCGAUGGAUGCUGACGGAGGCGGACCAGCCAGCUCCGGCCCUGCGGUAUGACUUCAUUAUUGGUCGCGAUGAGCACGGCAAGUUGACGGUGUAUUUGGGAGAACUCUGUGAGUUGGGCUUUAGCAUAAUGGACUACCCCUAUGCUGAGAGGGAUGUCUUUGGUGCUGUGGUGGACUCAAUAACGUGGGAUAGGCCCUGUUUGAGCUGUGGGGUUGGGAAAGAACAAGCUCCAGCAGCAUGUGGAUUAUGUCUUAGCGGAGCGAAGCUCCCUGUGAAGCCACCAACUGUUUCCGAGAAGGCUACCACGCACUAG